GCUUGGAUACAACAAUGUGAUGUUUUGUGGAGAUGCAUUUAUCUUAUAUCGAAAGUUUAUUUAUUUUUUUGAAUGAUGAACAGAAGUAUCAGAAAAAGCACUCUCUUCUUGCUAUUUAUCUGAAGGAUAUAAGGAAUCUUAGUCGAUCCUAUGAUAAGAUUUAUUUUGUUAAGAUUCCUUGUAAUGUAAACUCUACUGCUGAUAGUUUAGCCAAGGAUACUAGAAUAAGAAAGUCAAGUUCAUCAUGGACUGAUGUAAAUUAAUGUUUUUUAAUAAAAUUUUGUUGCCGACAAAAAAAAAUAAAAAAUAAAAAUAAACGAAGACUUUGAGCGCAUCUUGGUUUCUUCUGUCUUGAAACAAAGAAAUGAGUCAACGAACCCAACAACUCAUGGAGACCAAACCAAAAAUACAACAGCAAACACAGAAAUUUCUGAGCAAAACAUUCGGAGUGAUUAAUCAAGAAGACCAUCUCUAAAAACAUCUUGAGAACCAGCAGCAAUCGUGGAUAAAACAAGAAGAUGAAGAAAAAUUUCGUGAUGAAAGUUGAUAUGACACACGACAAAACCCGAUCAAAAGCACUGGAAACUGUGGUACAGUUUGCAGGCGUGUCAGCUGUGGAAAUCAAGGGGGUUUACAGGGACCAUAUGGUUGUGACUGGUGAUGGAAUCGAUAUAGUCGGUAUAGUUAACGGUCUGAGGAAAAAAGUAGCUUUUGCGGAUAUUGUAAGCGUAAACAAAUAUGAACCACCCAAGAUAGAUUACAAAGAGCCGGAUGAAAAAGCCUAUACAUACUUUUUAAAAUCAUAUAUGAAAAACUUGGAAGUUGAAAGAGAUGGUAUUCUCACUGACAAUUUUCAAGCUGAAGCAAAAUCCAGAAGAGAUGACGAUUUACCUGGUGAAGCAAACCCAGAUGCGACCUUUAUUAUUAGUUUGGAGAACAAGAGAGCUGUCGAAGAAAAAAAGCUAGAUCUGAGCCACGGUUUUGUCGGCCACCUCGUGAGAGCCUUGGAAAAAUAUGGAGUCAACGUCGGGGGGAUGGAGGAAUCCAGGAUGGCACUCGUAAUCUUCUCGAGCAAGUACGCAGAAUCAAGAUGGUGCUUAAGCGAGCUGCUGAAGAUCAAAGCUCUCAUGGAAGAAAGGAAACUCUUAUUAGUCAUUCCAAUUUUCUACAAAGUGGAGCAAUCGGAGGUUACACAACUGAAGGGAGACUUCGGUGUUAGAUUUUGGAAUUCCUGGAGAAGGAAUCGGGAUCUCCGUAUCAUUGAAUGGAAGGAAGCUUUAAAGUCUGUUGCGUCCUUGAAGGGCAUCUACUUGAACGAGGAACACUGUUCUGAGAGCGAGUUCAUCACUCUCACCGUCAAGGAAGUCCUAGAGAAACUUAUCCUGCAGAAAGGAGAAAUUCCAUCUCUCUUUCUUUCUACAUGUGAAGGCACAAGGCCUGAUUUGCCCACAGGAAGAGGAGAAAAGCAUUAUCUUAACAAAUGUCAGCUAUUUGGAAUGGAGCAACGCAUGGAGCAAUUCGAGAGGAAGUUAGAUUUUGAUUGCAAUGAAACUCGCAUUAUUGGUGUUGUAGGGAUGCCUGGUAUUGGUAAAACCACUCUCGCAAUGCUGCUGUAUGAAAAGUGGAACUGCAAGUUUCUACGUUGUGUGCCUCUUUGGGGUAUCCGUAAGAAGUCAGAUGAAUAUGGGCCGGUGUGGCUACAAAAGACCCUCCUGGAAGUCUUACUCGAAGGAAAGUUUCCAGCGACAACACAUGAAUCCGUGAAGGAUAAACUUCUUCAGAAUAAAGUUUUUGUUGUCCUCGAUGAUGUGAGUAACAAGGAACAACUAGAGUUUCUCCUCAGUGACCUUGACUGGAUUAAGAAGGGAAGUAAGAUCAUUAUUACUACGUCUGACCAGUCAUUGCUCAAGGGUUUUGCUGAUGAUAUAUUUGUUGUCCCGUUAUUGAACGACAAAGAGGCUUUUCAACUCUUUACUUUUCAUGCCUUCGAUGAUCAAAUCUGUAGUGCCACACAGAAUUUCCAGAUGAGCCUCUCAAGAAAGUUUGUGGAUUACACCCGAGGUCACCCACAAGCUCUCAUAUUACUAGGUAUUGAACUUUAUGGGAAAGAUGAGGCUCACUGGGAACAUAGGCUGGGAAUUAUGACAGAUCGUUACAAUUCAUGGACCCAAGAUCCCUUUAGAUUCAAUCAACUUAAUGAGCGGCAGAAAGAUGUGUUUCUUGACAUUGUCUACUUUUUCAAAUCAGAAGAUGAGUAUUUUGUUAGGAGUUUACUGGAUUCAGGAGAUCCUGACACCACUGGCUCUGUGAGUGAACUAAGAGAUCUUGCUAACAAGUUCCUGAUUACAAUCUCUGACGGGCAAGUAGAGAUGAAUGAUCUACUGUAUAGGUUCAGCAGGGGUUUUGAUUUCUCUUUGCGGCAUAGGUUGUGGAACUACGAAGAUAUCAUCAUCAAACUAAAGAAUAGGGAACUAUUGGAUGCCCAUAACGUAAGAGGGAUUUUCUUAGACAUGUCAAAGUUAACGAAGAGCAUCUCCUUGGACGAUUCAACCUUCAUUUAUAUGCACAAUCUUCGGUACCUGAAAAUAUACGAUUCUUGUUGUUCUCGGCAAUGUAUAGCUGAAUCCAAAGUACACUUCCCUGAGGGGCUUGAAUUCCGUUUUGGAGAGGUCCGAUAUCUUCAUUGGCUGAAAUUCCCUUUAAAGGAACUUGCAACCGAUUUCAGACCGAAAAAUCUUGUUGACCUUAGGCUGCCACACAGCAACAUUGAACGUGUUUGGGAAGGUGUUAAGGAUACACCACGUUUGAAGUGGGUAGAUCUAAGCCACUCCAGUAAUUUGCUCGACUUGUCAGCAUUGUCAAGAGCUGAAAAUCUUCAAAAAUUAAAUCUAGAAGGCUGCACGAGUUUGGAAGAGUUGCCGGUGGAAAUCCAAAAUAUGAAAUCUCUCGUUUUCAUGAACCUGAGAGGAUGCACACAUCUUUCAUAUCUUCCCAAGAUGAAAUUAAUAUCUCUUAAUACUCUCAUCCUUAGUGACUGCUCAAACCUCGAGGAAUUUCAGCUUAUCUCUGAAAGUUUAGAAGUAUUACAUCUAGAUGGCACCGCAAUUAAGAGACUUCCUCUAGCCAUCAAAAAGCUCCAGAGACUUGUCUUAUUGAAUUUGAAGAACUGCACAGUGCUGGAGUGUCUACCCAACUGUUUAGGAGAGCUGAAAGCUCUUGAAAAGCUAAUACUUUCUGGUUGUUCAAGGCUUAAGAAUCUUUCAGAUUUAAGGGAAAACAUGAAACAUCUCCAGAGUUUACUUAUCAACAGGAUAGGAGCAAAAGAGAUGCCAAACAUAUCGUGUGCAAAUAUAUCAGAAGGCCAAGCUUCUGCAGAUAUGGUCGUACAACCUUUUGGCCCAAGGCAAUGGCCUCGUGGUGUUAAUGGAGUAUGCUCUCUGCGACGUCUAUGUUUAAGCGGAAAUGAUUUUGUCAGCCUGCAAACUGAUAUUGGGAAACUUUACAAUCUAAAUUGGCUGGACGUGAGGCAGUGCAAGUUGCUGACUUCUAUACCUAUGCUUCCACCAAGACUUCAGUACUUUGAUGCUCAUGGCUGUGAUUCACUGGAAAGAGUUGCAAAUCCUCUGGCUCUUCCAGUGCUGUCAGAGCAGAUCCAUGCCACAUUCAAUUUUUCUAACUGUAACAAGUUGGAUGAAGAUGCUAAGGAUAGUAUCAUAUCUUAUACUCGGUGGAGAAGUGAGUUAGUGUUAGAUGCAUUCUCUCGAUACAAUGGGGGUUCGGUUUUGGAAGAUUUCACUGGAUCUUGCUUACCUGGAUGGGAUAUACCAGCGUGGUUUAGUCACCAAGCCUCUGGGUCAGUGUUAAAGCAAAAACUUCCUCAACAUUGGUGUGACAACCAGUUUACUGGGAUAGCUCUGUGCGCUGUUAUCCUAUUUCCUGACUACCACAAGCCGAGGAACCGUGUCUUAGUAAAAUGUAAUUGUGUGUUCAAUUACAAAGACAGGUCUCAUAACCGUUUUAUCUACACUAUUGGUAGUUGGAGGGAACCUAGUAACACACCGGGGAAGAUUGAGCCGUCUCAUAUCUUUGUUGGCUAUACCAGUACGUUAGAUAUCAAGAAAUAUGGUGGGGAAGCAGAUGAAGAGGGAUGUAGUCAAGCUGAGGCUUCUUUUGAAUUUCAAGUGACAGAUGGUACAGAUGUGUUAAAAGGGUGCAAGGUGCUGUAGUGUGGCUGUAGUUUGGUUUAUGCAACCAAUGGAAGGGAGAAUAUAAGGUGGGAUGCGGAGACUGUUGAAAUUCCAGAAAGGAUUGAGAACGUCCUAGGUAAAGCAAUAUCUUAUGGAAACUCUGGAAGUCAUGUUGAUACCCAAUAUGAAUCUUACUCUGGUCCAUGUCCGGGAAAGGAUGCAAAUUUCUUCUGUGAAGCAAAAUCUGACGCUAACCCAAAUUUAGAGAAGAGUUUUGAAAACAAGGAAGUUGACCUUCCAAGUGAAGAAGAAGACGCAGGAAGAGAAAUCAUUGUAAGCUCUUAUCAUGACAACACAUCUUCUUCAGGAAGUUUAGAGAAGCUUAAAAUGCAUUCUUUAGUUGGAGUUGAACUACGACUCAAGCAAAUGGAAGAGGCCUUGUUCUCGACACCAGGAAAAACUUGCAUUCUUGGAGUUGUUGGAAUGCCCGGCUUUGGUAAAACAACUCUUGCAAGAAUUUUGUUUGAAAAGCGUGGGUGGAAGUUUCCAACUCACUUGUUUUUAACAAUGUCAAAAAAAUACAGCCUGGAGCAGUUGAGGAGGGUGUUCCUGAAGGAGUUACUCAAACACGUAAAUCAAGACAAAGAUGAUGAAACGACGACUCUAGAACAACAAGAACUCUUUGUUGAAGUGUUUUGUUUGGAAGGUUGUUGAUAUGUUCCUGAAGCAAACCGUAAAGUCCCCUUUCAUGAUAAGCUUCAUGAAAGUUGUGGACGAAGCAAGUGACUUCAUAGUCACCAGACAUUUGGUCAAAGAUUGCUUCAGCAAGCACUGUCUUGCCUAUGCCUGGCAUACCACAAAUCCCUAUUCUUUUAACUCCCCAUGGUUGCUUGCAUAGCAAGUUUUCUAUAUCUGGCAGCAUCCUAGAGUAGAUACCGAUUCUUUGUUUUGGAAAUAUCUUCUCAUAAACAUCUCUGGCAAUUUUUUCUACAACUUCGUACUCACUACAAAAACCGUAUUGCCCUUAUCACUUGCUAUGUUAUAUGAUGUAUUAAGGAAAAAAAUAAAGAAGGUAUUUCUAACCUUUGACAA
Messenger RNA from Camelina sativa (false flax), 5279 nucleotides. RefSeq names its product disease resistance-like protein CSA1. Lineage: Eukaryota; Viridiplantae; Streptophyta; Magnoliopsida; Brassicales; Brassicaceae. Gene Ontology annotation, molecular function: ADP binding. Gene Ontology annotation, biological process: signal transduction; defense response. The record is from RefSeq and is a predicted model, not a curated record.